AUGAAAACCCCCAGAACGGCGAGGUCGUCUGACUUCAGACUCCUCGAAGAUAAUAAUGACAAAGUAGUUACUGUCCAGCCAUUUACCAAUGAGCUGCAUGCUUUCGAAUUGUUGGGGGCUGGCAACCCAAAUGACAAGGGACACCAUUAUGUCCCAUCUUAUUUGGAUGUUCGCUUGGACCUUUGCGCCCCCCCUGAAAAGCAAGGACGAUUACAUCCCAAUUUCUUCAUGGGCUGGAUUAUAUUCAUUCUUGCGGAGUCUUCCACCAACGUCAGCUUACAUCACUGCAAUAUCGAAUCCUCGAACAUUGAGGACAUCCAUCGUCAGCUCUGGGGACCGACAAACAUAUCCACUGAGAAGGAAGAGUCUCGCAGACUUGAAAUCGUGUUUAUCGAUUUUGACGUAUCCCUUGUCUCGGAUCCCCCCCUCCCCCCAGUGUGGAUAUCCCGAAUAUUGAAGAACCUGUCACCGCUCGAUUCCGACAACAUUCCCCAUCCAACUCCUCAUGGGCUUCAAAAGGACAUGUGGAUGGGCGCUUCGACGGCAUACUAUCUUCUCUGUGUCUCGGACACUUGUCACUUCCGCACGUUCGAGAAGCGGGAAAAGGAGAGUGAUGAUAUCUUACGCCAGGAAGAUGGUAGCUUGUCAGAGCCACUGACGAAUACCGUUGAAUUGGCGUGGGCGAUACGGCCUAGAACUCUGAGGGAAAGAAUAUCUAGUAUAUUUCCGGCCUCGCGAAACGGAUCCUGUUGA
Molecule: messenger RNA, 753 nt
Organism: Paracoccidioides lutzii Pb01
Exons: 5
Coding region: 1-753 (250 amino acids)
Source: RefSeq, a predicted model, not a curated record